GGGAAGCACAGUAGCAGCGUGGGUGUUGUGACAGUUAUUAGACACCAAUAAAUCGGCGGAAAAAAUGGACGACGAUAGUAAUCACAGCAGUUUGAAGGUAGAAAAAAGCUGCGGUUCGGUUACGCCGUUUUCGAUUAACGAUAUUUUGAGUAAAAAAGUUGAGCAGAACGUUGAUAGAGACGAUGAUAGUGAUGUGCAGGAAUCUGCCUUGGAUAUGUCUAAGAACCAAAAGAUUUUAGAAGAUUCACUGUCGGAUUUGUCGACCCUAGCUAGCGACUAUUCAUCCUGUCACCAAUCAGACGACACCGGCAGGGACGCCAACCAACCUAACCGCAAGAAACGCUCGCGAGCCGCGUUCACACACGCGCAAGUCUUCGAACUCGAACGCAGAUUCAGUCAACAGCGAUAUCUCAGCGGUCCCGAAAGAGCUGAUUUGGCGGCGGCCCUCAAGCUGACGGAGACGCAAGUCAAAAUUUGGUAUCAAAAUAGAAGGUACAAAACCAAACGAAAGCAGCUACAGAUGCAAGAAUCCAGCCUCCUGAACCAAAGUGCGAAACGUGUAGCUGUAAAAGUACUAGUCAAAGACGAUAUCCCCGUUUUUCUACAACAGAAGAACCCAGUCUAUCAAAAAACAAGUUACUACCCCGACCAAGCCAAGAACGAUUUCUUUAUGGUUCAAAAAUAUCCAAAAUCCAUCCAGGAAUCGAUGCUGAGUCUGUGUCAACAGUAUUCUAGUUCUAUACAACUUUUUCCUUAUUUUAAUUAUUACCAUCCGUCGUUGGUUGGGAAUAUGAGCCAUCACGAAGAAGAGACGAAUGUCGAGAGUAGGGAAGAUCUUAAUUAGUGGAGGAAAAAUCACUUGUGGCACUGAAAUAAUCACAAAAAUAUACUUGAGAUACACAAAACAAUGUUACAUUAUAAAGGCCGUUAUUUGCGCUAGAUAAUUGCUCUAAAAAACGUAUUUUUUAGUAGUUUUUCUAUUAUUAUUUUCAAAGAAGAAAGAACAUUUCUUCUUUUAAAAUUAGACAUAUGUUGCUUAUUUCGACAUUAAAAAUUUGUUGAAUGUUAUCAUUUGG
Diabrotica balteata is the source of this 1076-nucleotide messenger RNA. The record is from the annotation of a GenBank genome assembly. NCBI's taxonomy places the organism in Eukaryota, Metazoa, Arthropoda, Insecta, Coleoptera, Chrysomelidae.